Messenger RNA from Hydractinia symbiolongicarpus, 3179 nucleotides. Its product is annotated as N-alpha-acetyltransferase 25, NatB auxiliary subunit-like. The record is from RefSeq and is a predicted model, not a curated record. Gene Ontology annotation, biological process: N-terminal peptidyl-methionine acetylation. The transcript has 29 exons. Bases 100 to 2955 code for a protein of 951 amino acids. Gene Ontology annotation, molecular function: protein-N-terminal amino-acid acetyltransferase activity. NCBI's taxonomy places the organism in Eukaryota, Metazoa, Cnidaria, Hydrozoa, Anthoathecata, Hydractiniidae. Gene Ontology annotation, cellular component: cytoplasm; NatB complex.
UGCGUUACGCAGAAAAGAGGGCGAGGGAAAAUGUUUUGAUUCCCAAGGACGAGAACUUGCAAAACAAACUACUAAAAAGCCCGAGUAUGGAGAACAAAAAUGGCGGCUUCGAAGGCACAUGUGGAUGUUGCAGAGCGACGACUUCGGCCUGUUUAUGAUGCCCUGGAUAACUUGAAUAAUAAACAAGCCAUCAAGCUAACAGAUAACAUAUUAAAGAAACAAAAAGAUUUUCACUGUGCCAAGGCAUUAAAAGCCCUGGCUUUAAUACGUUCAGGAAGAGCUAGUGAAAGUCAUGCUAUUCUUGACGACAUCAAACAGACUGCUGUCAAAUUAGACGACUCUACUCUCCAAGCAAUGACAAUGUGUUAUAAAGAAACAAAAAAUCCACAUGGUGUUGUUGAUAUCUAUGAAUUGGCAGUAAAACAAACAUGCAAUAAUGAAGAGUUUUUAAGUCAUUUGUUCAUGGCUUGUGUAAGAGUACAGGAAUAUGCUAAACAACAAAAGGCUGCUAUGAAUCUGUACAAAGCGUUUCCAAAGAAUCCAUAUUAUUUCUGGGCUGUAAUGAGUUGUGUGAUGCAGGCUGUUUCUUCAAAAGAAGUGAAAAAGAAGAACAUGUUUUUAAGCUUGGCUGAAAGAAUGGUUGAAAAACUUUUGAAGGAGGAAAAAGUUGAUGCAGAGGAAGAAGUGAGACUGUAUGUGAUGAUUCUGGAACAGCAACAAAAAUAUGAACAGUUACUGGAAUUAGUGCAAACUGAUUUCGGAGAAAAAUUGCGAUGUAUUCUCAGUGAAAAGGACGAAAAAAUUGUUGAAUAUUUAAUGCUAUUAAAGAAAUGGCCUGAGGCAAAUUUAAAAUAUAAAGGUCUAAUAGAAAAACACAUUGACCAAUGGUCUUUUUACAAAGGAUAUUUGUCAUCUUUUAUUCACCUUCGAGCUUCUGGCUACUCUCCUGACGCCCCAGUUGAUACCGAAAAUAUACAACCUGAUUACACAACCGAGCAAGUAAAAUCUUUUCUGCUAAAGCUGGGAGAAAACUCAGUAUCACGAGCACCCACCCUUGCUGUUAUGGAACUGAUAAAAAUUGAUGACACAAUAAAAGACAAGUCUGAAGAGCUUGGUGGUUAUCUCAUGAAAUAUUUUGAAGCCUUUGGUUCGAAGCCGUGCUGCUAUAGUGAUGUCCAAAGUUAUUUUGAUUUAUUAAAAAAUGAUAAAGCAAAAAAGGUAAUUGAGAAACUGCAUUCUAACCUUGGGACUUGUGAUGAAGAUGCCACUUGCAAGGAAAAGGUACGUUAUCUAGUGCAAGGAAUUUGUUUGGAGUGUUUGUCUCGACAACUUGGAUUUCAAAAUAGUCUCACAAAUGAUGCAAAGUUUGAAAAGGCUAAAGCAUACAUGAAAAGAUAUAAGGAAUCUUUAAAGCUAGGUUCUGAUUUAAAUGCUACAGAACCACAAUAUGGCGAUCAACUUGUUCUCUUGGCUGUGUACUUACUGCUGGAUGUAAACUGUGUAAAAGGAGAUGAGAGUAUGGUUUGGCACAUUCUGCUGUUUCUCGAAGAAGCCGUCGAAAGCAGUCCCACAUUUGCACAGUUUAAAUUAUUACUGUUUUAUUUAUACUCAAAGUUAGGUGCUUUUGGCGCUUGUGAAGCAUUAAUAAGCGACGUGGAAGUGAAAUAUAUUAUGUACGACUCGCUUGGAUAUUUGCUCACGGCUGGCUCGUACAUAUCUGGUCAAUUCCAAUCGACAGACAGACUCUACGAUUCGUCUAUUGGAUUUUUCAUGUCAAGUCAAAAGGACACUCCAGAGCAAAUAAUUGCAUCCUACAAAUACGGAUCAUUUGGACAGGUAUUAGAAAUGACUGAAUUGAAGAGGCGAUUAAGCAAAUCUUAUCAAUUUGCUCAGUUGAAGUUGGAGAAGCUCUACAUUGACCUGCUGAAGUACGCAAACACUGUUGGUGAAACUAAAGACAAAUUCUCGGAAAUCCAAUCAGCCUUAAAGAAGAUUAACAUAACAGAUUUAACGACAGAAAAUCUUUGUGAUAAUAGGGACUUGAGUUUCAUGGAUAAUUUCGAACCGAUGCUACAACGGCUGACAGAUGCUGAAAAAAAAGUGUCGUUUAAAGACAAUGUGUCGUGGAUCCGUCUGCGCUAUCUUCUGCUCAAAGUCGUCUCGAAUUGUCUGCCUCUGGAGAAUGAGGUAAAGGAGGCUGUCGUUAAUGGAGAUGCAGAAAUAAAUGGAGAUGCGAUGGAAAUAUAUUUGCAACUGAUUGACGAGUAUCCUUCAGUAGAACCAUCAUCCGUUGCACUGUUAGAUCGCUGGUCGAGUAUACACCGUCCUCCUCCAAGUCCCGUUGACAUGUACACCAGCUUAAAAUACCAUCGUGUUCUCGUGUCGCUGGUAAAAUGUUGUGAAACGUUAAAGCACUCCACAGAAUUAGAUGACACUUGUAUACAAUUUGUGACGGAUGACAUGAAGUUGGCAAGCGACGUUUUGACAGCAAAUUUUGAUGUCAUCGUUUCUCAGUUAACGCGAUCACACGGCGAUAACCAAAUGUUCAAUGGGAAAAACUUAGCAAACAUCGUUUAUUUUGUCGAGACAUGCAACCUCUCCAUCGUACUUGUUCUUGCUAUGAAAUUAGCAUUGGAAAAUAAACUAAUAACGCUUCGCAGGGGGAAGAGGAAAAAAGGGACGAGUAAACAUGUCGAGAUUACUUCAGCACUAAAACAUUUCUCCAAAACGCUGAAAGAAAAGUUGAAGUCGUUGUUGGAAAAACUAACGGCCGUGAAAGUGGAAGUAAUCGAGAAAACUCUGGACAUCGAGGCGAUUGAGGAACUUUUUGAACAAACCAAUUCGACAACUGUUACCAAAGUUUGGCAGAAGAUUCAGGCUAGUUAUAAGCAGUCGAUCGAGGAGAUCAACCAAAUUAUAGGGUUGAAAUUGAAAUAUAUUGAUGCGCUCGUGUAAAAGAAACAAGAACAAGAUGUUACGGCGAAGGAUAAUAGCUGAGAAGAGACAAGUUUAAUCGCCUGGUUCUCAACGGAACAGUUCGCUGCACCAGUAUGCCGAAUAUUUUCCGGUCGACCGGUAGGAACGUGAAGUGUGAACGUUUUUUGUGUAGAAUGUGAAAUGAUUAUUUUAAUAUUUUAGUUGAUUUUUUUAUUGAAUAGAAUCAUUGAUAGGAUGGUCUA